GGGGCAAGGAAAAAUCAAUAAUUUUUAUAUAAAAUAAAAAUAAAAAUAAGAAUAACGCGUUUUAUUUGUUUUUUAGUUCUCUCCGGGGAAAAAAAAAAAAAAAAAAAAACCCAUUGUUUACUUCUCAAAGCGUGAACAACACCUUCUCUGAUUUCCACUUCGUCUUCCUCCUCACCAAGAUCUCUCUUUUCUCUCUCUUUCUUUCUCUAUCUGAGCUGAAAGAUGAAAUGCCAUGAGCUUCUGGGUAAAACCGUGGUUUUCUUCUUCUUCAUCUUUUUCUCGUGCUGUGUUUCUGUGAAUGCUGUGUUGGUUUCGGAGAGAUUGGUUUUGCUGGAGCUCAAAGCCUCCUUUUUGGACCCUUCUGCGAUUCUCUCCAGCUGGAACUCCGACAACCCAGAUCACCACUGUUCAUGGUUUGGGGUUUCCUGCGACUCCCAAUCCAGAGUCGUCUCGCUCUCUGUAGCUGGUUCUGGUGGUAAACCAGGUAAUUCUGAAGCUCUUUCUUGUUCAAAGUCUUUGAAAGUUGAGUUUCCGUUCAAUGGGUUUGGAUUUAGAGGAACUAGUUUGCGUAGGGAAGCGAAACUUAGAGGAAAGAUUUCACCUUUCAUUGGGGAGCUGACCCGGCUUCGGGUUUUGUCUCUUCCUUACAAUGAUCUGAGUGGUGGGAUUCCUGUAGAAAUUUGGGGUCUGACUAAGCUUGAAGUUCUUGAUCUAGAGGGGAAUUUGCUAACUGGGAAGUUACCAAGUCGAUUUACCGGUUUGAGAAAAUUGAGGGUUUUGAAUCUUGGGUCUAAUAGGAUAUAUGGUGAGGUUCCCUUUUCGUUAUCGAAAUGUGGGAGCUUAGAGGUCUUGAAUUUGGCUGGUAAUGCAGUGAAUGGAACGUUUCCUGUGUUUUUUGGUAGUUUGCCAAAGUUGCAGGGUUUAUAUUUGUCUCAAAAUAGGUUAACAGGGAAUGUUCCAGCCGAAUUCGGAAGUAACUGUUGGAAUCUCGAGCAUCUUGAUUUGUCAGGGAAUUUCCUAGUUGGUAAGAUUCCGGAUAGUUUAGGCAAUUGUCGACGGUUACAGAGACUUUUAUUGUUUUCAAAUAUGUUAAAUGGUGCCAUUCCCCGUGAGCUUAGCCGACUUCAGAUGCUUGAAGUUCUAGAUGUUUCUAGAAACAACCUUAGUGGUCCAAUCCCCGUUGAGCUUGGUCAAUGUGUUAAUUUGUCGGUUUUUGUGCUCUCCAACUUUUUCGAUCCACUUCUAACCAAUCAAAAUCCAAAUGGAGAUUCGUCAAUUGCUUUAUCGAGCGGAGGUUUCGAUGAUUACAAUUCCUUUGAAGGCUCCCUUCCAAUGGAAAUUACAACCCUUCCAAAUUUAAAAAUACUUUGGGCGCCAAGGGUUGCUCUUGGAGGCAAGUUUCCUAGCAAUUGGGGUGCUUGUGAGAAUUUGGAAAUGGUGAACCUAGCUAAGAACCUAUUCAAAGGAGAAGUCUUUGGAGUCUUUAAGAGGUGCAAGAAGUUGAGUUAUCUUGAUUUGAGCUCAAAUAAACUAACUGGGAAGCUUGAUGAGAAGCUACCAGUUCCUUGUAUGACUGUCUUUGAUGUCAGCGGGAACCUCAUGUCAGGAUCCAUCCCAGGAUUUAAUUAUAGAUUGUGCUCUAAUGUGCCUUCCAAUUCAGAUGUCAUCCAAAUUGACAGCCCAUCAUUUCCAUAUAAGUUGUUCUUUACUUGUAAAACUCAUCUUGAAAUGCAUUUGCCAUUUAAUGGUAAUGAUUCUGCAGUGGUUCACAAUUUUAGUAAUAACAACUUCACUGGUCCAAUUAAAAGCCUUCCAGUUGCACAGAAAGGAUUCGGAAAGCAAACCAUUUAUGCAUUUCUUGCUGGUGGAAACAAACUCACAGGAUCAUUUUCUGAAAGCCUAUUUGGAAAGUGUGAUGGAUUAAGUGGAAUGAUUUUGAAUGUUAGUAACAACAGAUUCUCUGGUUGCAUUCCUCCAAAGAUUGGUCUGAAGUGCAGAAACCUGAGACUCUUGGAUGCCUCUGGCAAUGAAAUCAAUGGAUCAAUACCCCCAGGCAUUGGUGAUUUGACAUCUCUUGUUGUUCUUGAUUUAAGUAGGAAUGAGUUGCAGGGACAAAUUCCAGUUCGUAUGAGUCAUUUGAAGUAUCUUAAGUAUAUAUCUUUGGCUGAUAAUAAUCUGACUGGAACAAUUCCCAAUCAGUUGGGAUGGUUACACUCCCUUGAAGUGUUAGAUCUAUCUUCAAACUCUCUCUCUGGUGAAAUUCCACAAGAUGUUGUGUGCUUAAGAAAUUUAACUUUUCUUCGGCUCAACAAUAAUAAACUCUGUGGAAAGGUUCCCUCAAGAUUGGCUAGUGUGAUAUCACUACCUACGUAUAAUGUGUCAUGUGAUCAUCUGUCUGGGUGGCUACCUCUGAACAACAAUGUGAUGAAUAGUAGUGGUCUCUUUCAACACCCUUUCCAUAUUAUUUCCCGAGCAUUGUCUUCUUUGGAUCAGCCAGAAAAUACUUCAGUUUCACAAAUUGCUGCUGGCGCUUCUCCACCAGAAAGUGUUGGAAAUGCUGAAGAUAAUGGAUUAAACUCAAUAGAAAUUGCAUCUGUGGUAUCUGCAUCGGCCAUUGUAUUAGUUCUUCUAGCUCUAAUUGUGCUCUUCUUUUACACAAGAAAAUGGGUUCCAGAUUCAAGGGUUCAGGGUUCUGAAUUGAAAGAAAUUAUAGUUUUCAACAACAUUGGUGUUCCACUAACAUAUGAGAGUAUUGUUCAAGCAACGGGGAAUUUCAAUGCAACCAACUGCAUUGGAAGUGGAGGAUUUGGGUCCACUUACAAGGCAGAAAUUUCUCCAGGAAUAUAUGUAGCCGUAAAGAGGCUUGCUGUGGGAAGGUUCCAAGGUGUUCAGCAAUUCCAUGCUGAGGUUAAGACACUAGGAAGGGUGAAACACUUCAACCUUGUAACUCUAGUGGGUUACCACGCCAGUGAAACCGAGAUGUUCCUCAUAUAUAAUUAUUUUCCUGGAGGUAAUUUGGAAAACUUUAUUAAGGAAAGACACAAAAGACCUGUGGAUUGGAAAAUUCUUCACAAGAUUGCCUUGGAUAUAGCUCUUGCACUUGCUUAUCUGCAUGACCAGUGUGUUCCUCGUGUUCUACACCGGGACGUCAAGCCUAGUAAUAUAUUGUUGGAUAAUGACUUCAGUGCUUAUUUAUCUGAUUUUGGAUUAUCCAGGCUUUUGGGAACUUCGGAAACUCAUGCAACGACUGGUGUGGCAGGAACUUUUGGGUAUGUAGCACCUGAGUAUGCCAUGACCUGUCGGGUGUCUGAGAAGUCAGAUGUUUACAGUUAUGGUGUGGUGCUGCUUGAGUUGAUUUCAGAUAAGAAAGCAUUGGACCCUUCAUUUUCUUCUCAUGGAAAUGGUUUUAACAUUGUUUCUUGGGCAUGGAUGCUUUUGCGAAUGGGGCGUGCUAAGGAGGUGUUUACCGCUGGGCUAUGGGAUGCAGGUCCUCAUGAUGAUCUGGUGGAGAUGCUGUAUGUAGCUGUAACUUGUACAGUUGAGACUCUCUCCAUCAGGCCUACAAUGAGGCAAGUUGUCCAAAGAUUGAAAAGAAUUCAACCUUCGUAGUUUAGCUAGAUAACGAGGCCUGUGGAAUUAAAUGGCGGAGCACAAGGUAUAGAAGGCAAUUUUCUUUUCUUUUCUCUUUGUAGUUCCUCUUACUGCUUAUAAAUAUAGAAAUUGUUAGAUGAAGAUGUAACAUGCUUGCGAUUAAUCCAUUUCCAACCACUCCCAUUUUGGGUCAUCCCUGGGAUGUGGUUCUGACUUCUGAACUUGUUGAUUAUCUUGUAACAAGUAUGGGAAAUUUUUCAGAUCAUUUUUCAAUUCAAACAUAAUCCAGAUUAAGGAUGAUGGUUGAAUGUCUGCAUA
Ziziphus jujuba (common jujube) is the source of this 3909-nucleotide messenger RNA. RefSeq names its product LRR receptor-like serine/threonine-protein kinase RPK2. Gene Ontology annotation, biological process: protein phosphorylation. Bases 223 to 3609 code for a protein of 1128 amino acids. Gene Ontology annotation, molecular function: protein binding; ATP binding; protein kinase activity. The record is from RefSeq and is a predicted model, not a curated record. Gene Ontology annotation, cellular component: plasma membrane. NCBI's taxonomy places the organism in Eukaryota, Viridiplantae, Streptophyta, Magnoliopsida, Rosales, Rhamnaceae. The transcript has a single exon.